CAAAUAAUUUGUGAAUGUCAGCUUUCUUACCCAACACGGAGAUUAAACAAGAGCUGCUCUUCACCCUCGACAAACUCAUCAAACACUCCCAGAAUGAAGCUCAGCUUUUGAAGUAUGCUCUGGACUCCCUCAAGCACAACCCUACAAAGCCUGAACCUGACCAGACGACGGUGGUUAAGGAGGAGUUGGUCGACGUCACUACGGAGGAUUUUAGAACCUCCGCAAUCAUUUCAUCUCAACAAAUCCCUGUCUCCUGCCCUCCCACUAUUGCUAGCCCGAGCACUGCUGAAGCAGCACAAACGCUCCUCCGAAUAAAGGAAGAACUAAGUAGAGAACUCCAAAGAUUAUCACCUAGAUAUGAAGAUGACGAGGAAACUCAACCCCAAGCUAAGCGACCCCGUAUCGAACUUCGUCCUGAAUUCACUGUGCAAGCUCCAGCAGCCACACCAAUGGUGUUAGUUCCAAUCCCCGCUGAUAAAGUGAAAGAGUUGCUUAUGAACGGUGGAACAAUCCCUCCAAUGUCACUCCUCUCAGCUCUACCCUACAGUCAAGUAUCAGAAUUCUCCAACAUCCCUCCCUGCUCCUCCUCUCAACACCCCUCCACAGUCCACCACCACCCUGAGCAGUCCCCCCAACCUCCCAGUCCUACCUCCUCACUCCACAAAUUCACCACCUCUCCUCCCUCAACCUCCCCCACCACCUCUCCCACCACAUCUCCUCUUCUAUCCCCCACCAUGUCCUCCUCAAUACUGCGGUUCUGCGAGAGGAGGUCCUACAGAGAGGAUGUAGACGUGUUCCACUACCUUCCAGCAGACGCCCGAGCUUCACCCUUCCCGACCAACAAGCCAACUAACUACAGGCAGUUCCUGGACGACAUCACCAAGACUAAAGUCAAGAUACCUAAACUACCGAAGAGUUACGAAGCACUCCCUAAGCUGAGUCCCGGAAUGAACGAGAGGACGGUCUACACUCCGUUCCAGACAGAACGUCUAGAAGAAUCCUUCAGAACGAACCCCUUCCUAACCAAGGAGCAGAGAGAGAGGCUUAGUAAAGAGCUGAGUAUCCACGCGGGGAGGAUUAAAGUCUGGUAUCAGAAUCGGAGGGCGAGGAAAAGGAGGGAGGAAGUAUUAAAGGAGAAAAUAGAGACAGCUGCAAGGACUGGAUCUACAACUGCAUCUAAUGAUUGAGCAGAUGAUGCAGGGGAAACUGGACAGAAACUUUGAGAGGAGUGAGGACAUACGUCUUAUUUUUACUGAAGCCUUAUAGUGUGUAUAUUUACAGAAUUUUGUAAUUAAAUUUGGUUAUCAUUUUGUAUUU
Bolinopsis microptera is the source of this 1317-nucleotide messenger RNA. Its product is annotated as homeotic protein empty spiracles-like. The transcript has 2 exons. Gene Ontology annotation, molecular function: RNA polymerase II transcription regulatory region sequence-specific DNA binding; DNA-binding transcription factor activity, RNA polymerase II-specific. NCBI's taxonomy places the organism in Eukaryota, Metazoa, Ctenophora, Tentaculata, Lobata, Bolinopsidae. Gene Ontology annotation, biological process: regulation of transcription by RNA polymerase II. Gene Ontology annotation, cellular component: nucleus. The coding region runs from base 15 to 1187 and encodes 390 amino acids. The record is from RefSeq and is a predicted model, not a curated record.